CCGGUCAACAACAACUAAACAAUUCGAAGAGGUAGAAAUUAGUCGCGGUUGGUUGCUGGCUUUUGGUUGGAGAAAACAGAAAGAAAAUCAAAUCCAAUAUGCCAUCCCCUGUUUCAAUUUUUCAAAAGGCAACACAAAAAAGCUAAACGUGGGUAAGAUACAUAAUAGCAGAACCCCUGAACCUCCACUAACCAUUCCUCUCUCCCGCCAGGCGCCAGUUCCCAAAACCUAGUGAGUAGAGAAGACGGAAGAGCAUGGCGGGCGAAAUUAGAACAGCAGAAGUGGUGGUGGCGGCAGAUAUUAAAGCCAUCGACAAGGAGAAAUCAUCAUUCACGGGCUACGCGUUGAGCCCAGCAGCCCGUUUGUUCCACUCGCCCAAGUUCAACUGUUACAUCGUCGCCAUCAUGGGCUGCAAGACCAAGAUCAACCCCGCCGUCGUCAAGCUCGGACUGGAGCGCACGUUGAUCAAACACCCUCGUUUCUCCAGCAAACCGGUGGUUGAUGGGUGCAAAGGCAGGAAAAUGAAAUGGGAGCAGACUGAAGUCAAUCUAGAUGAUCACAUUAUCAUUCCAAAUCUGGAUGAUGGCGAUGUGGUGGAGUCACCGGAUAAAUUUGUUGAAGACUAUGUUUCUCAUCUCACCACAUUGCCAUUAGACUUAAACAAGCCAUUAUGGGAGCUACACCUGUUGAACGUGAAAACUUCUGAUGCAGAAGCUGUUGGGGUGUUCAAGAUCCAUCAUUCCAUAGGUGAUGGUGCCUCAUUGGUGUCUCUUCUUCUAGCUUGUACCCGAAAAUCCUCCGACACUGAAGAAUUGCCUACUGUUCCCAUGAACAACAAGCCUUCUCCUGGUGCUGCUGCUCUCUCUGGUGGGGUGUUUUUGUUGAUUUGGACGCUGCUGAAGCUGAUUUGGAACACUUUGGUGGAUUUGUUUCUGUUUGCUGCUACAAUGUUGUUUCUGAAAGAUACAAAGACUCCGAUCAAAGCUCUAACAGUGGAAGGACAGCAGCUCAGGAGGUUUGUGCACCGUACUGUUAGCUUGGAUGACAUUAAGCUGGUGAAGAAUGCAUUGAAUAUGUUUCUUGAUCCGGACUUUAGUAGACGAUCAAUGAUGUCGUAGUCGGAGUAACACAAGCAGGUCUCUCGAAAUAUCUAUACCGCAGAUAUGAAGCUAAUAGAUUUCCCUGAUUUAACAGGUGAAGAUCAGCAACAUAGGGGAACAGAAAGUCAGAAACUCGAUAUUCCGAGGAACAUAAGGCUUAGAGCAUCAGUUCUAGUUAACUUAAGGCCAACCACCGGGAUCCAGGAUUUGGCUGAUUUGAUGGCCAAGGGACCGAAGGAGAAAUGGGGAUGGGGGAACUGGAUAGGGUACCUAAUGCUUCCUCUCACCAUUUCCUCACAAGAUGAUCCUCUAGAACAUGUUCGAAGGGGGAAGUCCAUAAUUGAUCGAAAGAAGCUCUCUUUAGAACCUGUUUUUACAUGUCUAGGCGCCAGGGUAGUCAUCCAGACAUUGGGAGUCAAGGUGGCUUCUUGGAUUGCUAACAGAGUCCUUUUUAACACUACAUUAGCCUUCUCAAACAUGGCCGGUCCUGUAGAAGAAAUCAGCUUUUAUGGUCACCCACUCUCGUACCUUGCUCCAACCGUCUAUGGCCAUCCCCAUGCGCUGACGAUUCAUUUCCAGAGUUAUUGCAACACGAUAACCAUAUCUCUGGCCGUUGAUCCGGGAUUGAUUCCUGAUCCUCAUGUGCUCUGUGAUGACCUUGAAGAUUCUCUUAAAGCCAUCAAGGAAGCUGUUGUGCAGAAAUUUGUACAGAAAGAUCCCGGUAUUGUGUAGAGAAAGAACAAGUAAUGGCAGAAAACAGUCUUAGCUUUCACCAAGAGAUAGAUAGGUACAGAGAACGCUCUGAAUAUAGAGAUGUUAAGGAAAUGGCCAGAGCCCAGAGGACGAUACUAUGCAGAAAUACAUGUAAAGCACAGACUACACAGAAUCACAGAUAGAUGUUAAAACAUCUUUUGGUUUGUAAGGUACAUAUUCACAUUGUUUUGAUUUAGGAUUGCUAGAUCGAGUGAGUAUAAAAGAUCCAUUCUUGUUGCUGGUUGUGUUUUGCUGGUCUGUCAAAUGAAUAAGAGAUCGCGUUGUGAACGCUUUCAACGCGAAAGCGUUGCCUUUCAAUAUCCUCGAAACAGCAUAAAUCUCACAAAAAUUUACUUGCAUUCCAAAUAGUACUAGGGAAAGAGAAGAAAAUGGCUAAAACUAAAACUGAGCUUGCUCCAACUCACUACUUCCUACACCUCCAUGAAGAGACAGAGUAAAGCGGCCUAUCUUGCCAACAAAUCACAGCACAGCCAUUCUCUUCCUUCAUCCUAUACCCAUCACAUCCAUAGCUCUCCAGCAAACCCUUACCCUGCAACAUCCCAUAAUAGCUCAAACCAAGAUUAACAAAACCAGCCAUCUCAAUCCUAUGAAUCCACUUCUCGAGCUUCUCGUGCCUUUCCUUCCUCUCCCCUCCUUCACAUGCCACAAUGUUCUUGAUCUCCUCGCCAAACAUCAUCUUCUCCACCUUCAGCCUCUCGAUCGAGCUCCUUGGCACCGUUGAUUCCAAGCAAUCAAACAAAGCUGCAUAAGAAUACAGUGCCUCGAGAAGCCUCUCCAUGAGCGUGGCUCCGUUAUGGUUCGAGUCUUGCUCUGUCACCACCAUAACCUUAGGCGAUAAACCCCACAGCACGUUCAGAAACCAAUCCAUCUUCCCUUGCGAAGAAGAAGGAGAACCAAUUGGUGGUGAUGAUGACGACGAGGCUGAAUCAAAGCUAUUGUCUUUCUGAUCAAGCAACAGCUCCCCCAACGUGCCUUGCCUCUGAAGCAACCUCGAAUUCGGGUUCUUGUGGGAGGCAAGGAAAGGAUGCAGCUGGAGAACAGAGCUUAUCGCCAGAGCCUCCCCUGUUUUCACACGAAGCUUCUCCGGAUCGAGAUUCUCCAACCCGCCACUAACAACAAUGGGGUUGAACUGGAAUGGAAUGUCCAAUCUCUCUGCUUCCUCAACCAGCUUGUGACUCAUUCGAUCCAGUACCUCUCUCUGCUGAUGAAUCCCUGUAAUCCUCAAAUGCGGAGGACCUUCAGCCCGCCCACUCAAAGCUUGAAGGAGCGCAAUCCACUGCGAAGGCUCGGACGCAUUGAGAUCGAUGACAUGCACCAUUUUCUCACCUUCCAUAGCCUCCAGAAUUGCCUGGUUAGUAACCACGAACGCGACCUUCAAGAACGGGAACAUCUCGUAGAAGAGACUCCUGACCAUCGUUUCCUCUGAAGGGAUUUUGAUUUUGGUAGCAUUGAGUGCCCUGUGAACUCCAGGCCAAGCUUUGAUGAUCCUCUCGGCGAGAGCUUCGGUGAAGUAAGCUGCAAUGCGCUGCAUGGUGUCGCCGUCCGGUGCCGAUAAUUGAGAGAUCUGGCCGAGUGCUACCUCGGCGCUCUCCAGGCUGCCUGUUGCUACGUGAUUUGCACAAGUGAGCAGCAAAUGGAUCAAGUAUAAACCCCUCUCUUCGGAUUUCAGCUCUCUGAGGUAUGGAUAAGGCGAGCCGAGAUUGGAAGGAUUUGGCGAGAGUUGCGCCAUGGAAAAGAAUUGGAGUGGCGAUGAUGUGGCAGAGGAUGAUCCAUCAUCUUGAUACAUUUUUCAGCAAUUGAAAACAAGAACUUUCGAGAGCUCAAGCAAAAUGAAACAACUGGAUAACGAAACCUAAGCGGAAACUGAAUCAAAUCAGUUAGAGGAAAGAAAGGUGGAAACUUUGAACUGAAGCUCGCAAAGAAACAGAGACCCAGAAGAGGAAAGACGAAGAUCCUUACUGGGUUUUACGAUUCGUGGAAAACCCAGGAAGAAAAUGGAUGAAGAUUCGAAGAAUUUCCCAGCAAUCAGUAUCGUACCCACCCAAAUCCUUAAAACCCUGGAAAUGUUUCCCUUUUUUUUUUUUUCUUCGCAGAGUCCUUUGCCCUCGUCUUGUUUUGUAACUACGG
This is a messenger RNA of Linum tenue, 4001 nucleotides long. The record is from the annotation of a GenBank genome assembly. Lineage: Eukaryota; Viridiplantae; Streptophyta; Magnoliopsida; Malpighiales; Linaceae.